GCACAUAGAGAUGAAAUCCAGCGUAAAUUUGAAGCCCUUCGUAAUAGCUGCACAGUGAUCACGGACCUAGAAGAGCAGCUGAAUCAGCUGACCGAGGACAACGCCGAGCUGAACAACCAGAAUUUCUUCCUCUCCAAGCAGUUGGACGAAGCUUCGGGAGCGAACAACGAGGUGGUUCAGUUGCGGAGCGAGGUUGACCAUCUCCGUCGCGAGAUCACGGAACGGGAAAUGCAGCUCACCAGUCAAAAGCAAACCAUGGAGGCCUUAAAGACCACCUGUACCAUGCUGGAGGAGCAAGUGAUGGACCUGGAGGCCCUGAACGACGAGCUCUUGGAGAAGGAGCGCCAGUGGGAGGCGUGGAGAAGCGUUCUGGGAGACGAGAAGACCCAGUUUGAGUGCCGGGUGCGGGAACUCCAGAGAAUGUUGGACACGGAGAAGCAAAGCAGGGUGCGAGCCGACCAGCGUAUCACGGAAUCCCGCCAAGUUGUGGAGCUCGCAGUUAAAGAACAUAAAGCGGAGAUCUUGGCUCUCCAGCAAGCGUUAAAGGAACAGAAGCUCAAAGCUGAGAGUCUGUCUGACAAGCUGAAUGACUUGGAGAAGAAGCACGCCAUGCUGGAGAUGAAUGCCCGGAGCUUACAGCAGAAGCUUGAAACAGAACGCGAACUCAAGCAGAGGCUUCUGGAAGAGCAAGCCAAGCUGCAGCAGCAGAUGGAUUUGCAAAAGAAUCAUAUCUUUCGGCUGACUCAAGGCCUGCAAGAGGCUUUGGACCGGGCCGAUCUUUUGAAGACGGAACGGAGUGACCUGGAAUACCAGCUGGAAAAUAUUCAGGUCCUGUAUUCCCACGAAAAAGUGAAAAUGGAAGGCACUAUUUCCCAACAAACCAAGCUUAUAGAUUUCCUCCAAGCGAAGAUGGAUCAGCCGGCCAAGAAGAAAAAGGUUCCUCUGCAGUACAAUGAGCUGAAGGUGGCGCUGGAGAAGGAGAAGGCCCGCUCGGCGGAGCUGGAGGAAGCCCUGCAGAAAACCCGCAUCGAACUCCGAUCGGCUCGGGAGGAAGCUGCCCAUAGGAAAAUCACAGACCACCCUCACCCAUCCACUCCUGCCACGGCCAGGCAGCAGAUCAUCAUGUCUGCCAUAAUUCGGUCACCUGAACACCAGCCCACGCCCAUCAGCCUGUUGGCGCCUCCCUCCAGCCGCAGAAAGGAGGCCUCCACGCCGGAGGAAUGCCAAAUGAUGUGCCACCCCAAAUGUUCUGCCUGCUUGCCAGCCACUUGUGGAUUGCCGGCUGAGUACGCCACCCACUUCUCGGAAGCCUUCUGCCGGGAUAAAUUGAACUCCCCGGGCCUUCAGCUCAAAGAACCUGGCGGCCCUUUACGGCUGGAAGGAUGGAUGAAGGUGCCCAGAAAUAAUAAACGUGGCCAGCAAGGCUGGGAUAGGAAGUACGUCGUUUUAGAAGGAACGAAAGUCCUCGUUUACGACACGGAAACGAGAGAAGCUGGACAACGGCCCGUGGAAGAGUUUGAAUUGUGCCUUCCAGAUGGAGAUGUUACCGUCCAUGGGGCCGUGGGAGCGACCGAGCUUCUAAAUACAGCCAAGACAGAUGUGCCCUAUAUACUGAAGCUGGAAUCUCAUCCCCACACCACCUGUUGGCCUGGCCGGACUCUCUAUUUGCUGGCACCUACUUUUCCCGAUAAGCAGCGUUGGGUGAAUGCCCUAGAAUCUACGGUGGCUGGAGGAAGAGUUUCCAGAGAAAAGGCAGAAGCUGAUGCUAAACUCCUUGGAAAUUCCCUUCUGAAGCUGGAAGGAGAGGAUCGUUUGGAUAUCAACUGCACUUUACCCUUCAGCGAUCAGGAGACGAAAGGGCGCUGUGCCUUGUGGAUGUGAAAAAAGUGAAGCAGUCCCUCGCUCAGUCCCACCUCCCGGCUCAACCUGACGUCUCGCCCAAUGUUUUUGAAGCCGUGAAAGGCUGCCAUCUUUUUGCGGCAGGCAAG
Thamnophis sirtalis is the source of this 1988-nucleotide messenger RNA. The record is from RefSeq and is a predicted model, not a curated record. Lineage: Eukaryota; Metazoa; Chordata; Lepidosauria; Squamata; Natricidae.